Molecule: messenger RNA, 928 nt
Organism: Galdieria sulphuraria
Lineage: Eukaryota; Rhodophyta; Bangiophyceae; Galdieriales; Galdieriaceae
Exons: 2
Coding region: 30-269 (79 amino acids)
Source: RefSeq, a predicted model, not a curated record
CUUGGAAAACUGUUACAUUGUAUAUACAGAUGUUUUUCAUAAUUUCCAAGUUUCUAUUUCUGAGAAUAGAUGAGCGUGUCAACUUGUUCUCAAGUAACAGAGUACGAAGCAAGUUUUCGGGUAUGGUAAAAAACCGAAUAAAAGACUUGCAGCAACAAAGAAACGUCCGCAAUCAUUGCUGUAAGAAGUUUUAUGGAAAAAUCACAAAUUUGGAAAUUUUGGUAGACCGUUAUCUUCAACGGAAUUCGGAAGCAAACUUUCUAGCCUGACUUGGCACUGUCAAUUCCAACUAUAACAAUGCCUUGGAAGGCUACACUUUCCCUUUCAAGAUGACCUAUGAAAACAGAGUAACAUGUUCCAUAUCAAACACCGAGCCAUUCAAAGGAGAGCACCUAAUAAGUUUGCUGUAAAGACUUGUUCGUUCGCUGCUCUAGUAAAAGAACAAAAGGUAAAAAAUCCAGGAUAUUCUAAAAGCAAGCUGGGAAUGAAAGGCGGUAUAAGACAAACAGACAGAACAACGGUCAAGUAAACGAACAAAUUUUACAGUCAAGCUGACUGAAUAUCCAAUCUUGUUUUGUUGAUAGCAAGUUUGGAUUUUUCUCUCUUAAAUCCUAGUCAAGUCCUGAUAGUGAGACAUUACUAUAUCUUGUCAAAUGUAAUAUCAAAUCAUCGUUUCACAAAAAAGACAGUAAAAUCUUAUACAAACAGAAUUGCAAUAAUAGUUCUUAGAGAUAAACCAUAUACCUCUUCUAUCAAUAUAGAACAGCUUAUAUAUUCUCAUUAACUUCUGUAGUUCCUCAAAAAAUACAAUGUCUUAAUACACUGUUGCGAAAUAGAAGAAUUUCUAUCUCUUCUAUCAGUUACUUUGGAGUGAUUACAUUAGUGUUUCUGUAUCGUUGUGAACGAACAUAAAAUCGAUCCAUAAAUC